AAUAUAAAGAGCAGCCAUCUUGUUCUUUGUAAUUUCUUUUCUCUCAAGUCUUUCUAUUUUACCAACUUCCUCUGAUUGAUUCAUCUCCCGAUCACAGGCACUGAGUUUCUUAUUUAAGAAUUAACAAGUAAGUGGUUGGCUAUGAAAAGUGAAUAUAUUUCUCUGUGAGAAGGGAAGUAUCUGCAAAAUGGCUUCUAGGGCAAUUUUAAGACGGAAGAGAGUGAUUUCUGAUUACUUGAAUGCCUCAACUCGCACAAUUCAGAGUUUCCAAUGUCUUGGUCAUGCAGCUCCGAAAUUGGAUACACACAUAUAUAAUGGUACUACGAGCCAGUCGUCUUCAGAUGUUAAUUAUGCAAAAGAAUCGGAAAGAAAUUUAGCGGCAAGAGCAGGAUUAUUUGGCUUUUCCAGAGCAGGGCAGUUUAGGCAUGGAUUUUACAAUACCACAAUUUUGGGUCAUGGACGUGUGCAAACAGAGUUGGUUUAUCCAAGAAGAUUGAUGUUACUUUCUGUUCGUGAUGCAUCAACUGUUACAGCAAAGCAACCAGACUUGGGCAGUGAUGAUGAGAACAAUGAAGAAAUAGUUGCUAGAAGGAGAAAGGUAGCAUCUCCUGAAGAAUGUGAUCAAGCUGUUGAAGGUUUGAGCACUGCAAAAGCCAAAGUGAAAGCAAAACGCUUGCAUGAAUCUCAAAAGGUUGCUAAAUCCAUUUUACAAAGAACGUGGGCUAUGCUUCUGGGGAUUGGUCCUGCUUUCAGGAUGGUCGCUUCUAUGAGCAGGGAGGACUGGGCCAAGAAACUUUCUCACUGGAAACAUGAAUUUGUCUCAACAUUGAAACAUUACUGGUUAGGUUGCAAGCUUCUAUGGGCUGAUGUGAGGAUCAGUUCAAGAUUGCUAUUAAAACUUGCUGGUGGGAGGAGUUUAUCCAGAAGGGAGAGGCAACAGCUUACCCGUACCACUGCUGACAUUUUUAGACUAGUGCCCUUUGCAGUCUUUAUCAUUGUUCCAUUCAUGGAAUUUCUGCUACCAGUAUUCUUAAAAUUGUUCCCCAACAUGUUGCCAUCAACCUUUCAAGAUAAGAUGAAAGAGCAGGAAGCACUGAAAAGGAGGCUAAAUGCAAGAAUAGAAUAUGCUAAGUUUCUUCAGGAUACUGUCAAAGAAAUGGCAAAGGAAGUCCAAAACACACGAAGUGGAGAAAUCAAGAAAACUGCUGAGGAUCUUGAUGAGUUUCUGAACAGGGUUAGAAGGGGUGCAGGUGUUUCUAAUGAGGAGAUUUUGGGCUUUGCUAAGCUUUUCAAUGAUGAGCUAACUUUGGAUAAUAUUAGCCGGCCUCGCUUGGUCAGUAUGUGCAAGUACAUGGGAAUCAGCCCUUUUGGAACAGAUGCAUACUUGCGUUACAUGCUUCGUAAAAGACUCCAAAGGAUCAAGAAUGAUGAUAAGUUGAUCCAAGCAGAGGGCGUGGAGUCUCUUUCAGAGGCCGAACUUCGUGAAGAAUGUAGAGAGCGAGGCAUGCUUGGGUUGUUAUCGGUUGAAGAAAUGCGGCAACAGCUUCGUGAUUGGUUGGAUCUGUCUCUCAAUCACUCUGUUCCAUCUUCCCUUAUGAUCCUUUCAAGGGCCUUUACUGUCUCUGGAAAAAUGAAACCGGAGGAAGCUGUUCAAGCAACUUUGUCUUCUCUGCCUGAUGAGGUUGUCGAUACUGUUGGUGUUACAGCAUUGCCAUCAGAGGAUUCUGUUUCAGAGAGGAGGAGAAAGCUGGAGUAUCUUGAGAUGCAGGAAGAACUUAUCAAGGAGGAGGAAGAAAAAGAGGAAGAGGAGCUUUCCAGGAUAAUAGAAUCUAAAGUUAACGAAGAGGAUGUGGCACUGAAAGAGAUGAUUACACCAACAGCACUUGAAGCACAAGAACAAGCUAGAGCAAGAACAUUGGAGAAACAAGAGCAGCUCUGUGAACUUAGCCGUGCACUUGCAGUUUUAGCUUCAGCAUCUUCAGUGAGCAGAGAACGUGAAGAGUUCUUAAGCCUAGUUAACAAGGAGAUAGAGCUUUACAACAGCAUGGUAGAGAAGGAGGGUACCGAUGGGGAAAAAGAGGCCAUUAGGGCCUAUAGAGCUGCCCGAGAGGAAAAUGAUCAUGCUUCUGAAGUGAAUGAGCGUGACAAUGUUUCUUCAGCACUAAUAGAAAAGGUUGAUUCCAUGCUGCAAAAUCUUGAGAAGGAAAUUGAUGAUGUAGAUGCCAAAAUUGGUAACCAUUUGCGACUACUAGACAGGGAUUAUGAUGGCAAAGUUACACCUGAAGAGGUAGCAGCUGCUGCUAUGUAUUUGAAGGAUACAUUAGGCAAGGAAGGUGUUCAAGAACUCAUCAGCAAUCUUUCUAAAGAUGGAGAUGGGAAGAUUCUUGUUGAAGACAUUGUCAAAUUGGGCAGUCGGACGGAAGAUGGCAACACUGCGGAAUAGCUGAAACUGGAUAUUUGAUAUGAUUUUUCAUUAUGGAAUUGUCCUGAUAGUAGUACUUGGUACCUAAUCGGGGCUUUAGUUGCCUGAUCAAGAGCAUGCUGCUAGAUCUGACAAACAUUCUUUGAAUGCUUCAUGUUCCUGCUGUCAAUUUCUCUACCUUGGUUUCUAUACUUAGGUACUCCUUGGGACUCGUACUCAUAUACACACAGCUUUAGAUACUCCUACCAUUCUGAUGAGAUUUCACAUUGCAUAUUUUUACUAGUGUUGUAAAAAUUAAUGGUGAUAAAUAAUAUAUACGUAUACAGAAAAGAAAUUGAAGCCUUGAUAUUGGCCAUAUAUUCUGUUGUGUAAUAUGUAAUUAUUGGAAAUUAAUUUCUAUUGAAAGAUCAUUUUUGCCCCUGA
Messenger RNA from Manihot esculenta (cassava), 2845 nucleotides. RefSeq names its product mitochondrial proton/calcium exchanger protein. Gene Ontology annotation, biological process: intracellular monoatomic cation homeostasis. The coding region runs from base 188 to 2443 and encodes 751 amino acids. NCBI's taxonomy places the organism in Eukaryota, Viridiplantae, Streptophyta, Magnoliopsida, Malpighiales, Euphorbiaceae. The transcript has 15 exons. Gene Ontology annotation, molecular function: ribosome binding; calcium ion binding. Gene Ontology annotation, cellular component: mitochondrial inner membrane. The record is from RefSeq and is a predicted model, not a curated record.